AUGCCGAGGCAUCCUGACCUGCAUAAUUCCAUGCCUUCCUCAAAGCCCAAGCAUGUCGAAAAGAAUCCAAUGACUGAUUGGGUGUAUGAUGUUUUUCUUUGGACAUUCUCCAUUUUAAUCGACCUCUUCUUCCGUGAAGUGCAUCCACGUGGGUCGUGGAAAGUCCCUAGACAUGGUGCAGUUAUCUUUGUAGCGGCACCUCAUGCCAAUCAGGUUCGCAAGAUUGUCGCUAAACAUGGUUACCGCAUGCUGACUCUAUACAAACCAUGUCACCGAAGAGCUGCCUUUUUAAUCGCUGCAAAAUCUAUGAACAGAUGGUUGAUUGGAUGGUUUGCGCGCAAGGUUGGAGCAGUUCCUGUGGCAAGAGCUCUCGACAUGGUAAAACGGGGGUCAGGAACCAUCUACCUACCUCAACCAAGGGAUGAUCCGCUUCUAAUUAGCGGCAUCGGUACAAAAUUUGAUGAAGAAGCCCAGGCUGGUGGCUUAUUGGUAUUACCUAGCAUUGAAGGAAUCGCUGCAAACGUCGAGAUUUCUGAAAUCAUGAACUCUACGACGCUGAGAAUAAAGAAGCCAUUCAAAAGUCAAACUGCAAUGAAACAACUUACUGGCAUAGAAAUUAAGGAUAGCUUAGCCUCCAGUGAUGUAUGUUGCAGACCUCAGGCUGGGUAUGUGGGAUCUACUUAUAAGCUUGCACCAAAAGUAGAUCAAACCAAGGUUUACGACGCCGUUUUUGAUCGCCUCCGUGGAGAUGGAGCAGUAGGAAUCUUUCCAGAGGGUGGAAGCCAUGAUCGAACCGAAUUACUCCCCUUGAAAGCUGGUGUUGCUAUCAUGGCUCUAGGCGCUCUAGCCGCUGAACCAAACAGUAAUCUGAAAAUUGUUCCUUGUGGCAUGAACUAUUUUCAUGCCCACAAGUUUAGGUCCCGGGCUGUCAUUGAGUUUGGGAAUCCGAUUCAAGUUCCUGAAAAGCUUGUAACACUGUACAGGAAUGGUGAACGGAGAGAAGCCGUGAGCCAGUUGCUUGAUACUAUCUAUCAAUCUCUUGUUGCCGUAACUGUUACUAGUCCAGACUACGACACACUAAUGCUCAUCCAAGCAGCUCGGAGACUCUAUAACCCUACUGGCAAGAUUCUUCCACUGCCCACGGUGGUAGAAUUAAAUCGGAGGCUAGUGAAGGGAUACACUCACUACAAAGAUGAUCCUAGGGUAGUGUCUUUACAGAAAUCAGUCUUAGACUACAAUCGACAGUUACGAUACUUGAAUCUCCGGGAUCACCAAGUUGAAUACGCUAAACACUCCAUUCCAAAGGUAAUUUAUCUCUUGAUCUAUCGAUUAGGUAAGAUAUCUAUUCUCUCGAUCGGCGUGCUUCCAGGUUUAAUCCUGUUCAGUCCCGUCUUCGUCGCAUCCAAAAUAAUCAGCAUUAAAAAAUGUCGCGAAGCGCGGGCGGCUUCGACAGUAAAGCUCGAAGGUCGAGAUGUAAUGGCUACAUGGAAGUUACUGGUAGCACUUGCCUUUGCUCCUAUACUAUACAAUCUCUACAUUGGUUUGCUCGCCUACUGGACAUACCGCAACCGUAUACAAGGAACUAUCCCAAAUUGGAUUCCACUAUGGGCCGUGGUUAUCCUUGGGUACGCUUUCUUUUUAGCAAUCACAUUUGCAGCUCUAAGGUUUGGAGAAAUUGGAAUGGAUGUGGUGAAGUCGUUACGUCCGCUAGUCUUGUCCCUUCACCCUGCAUCAAAUACGAGUAUUCAUAAGCUUCAGGAAAGACGUAAGAAAUUAAGUGCCGAGGUGACAAGUGUAAUAAAUACACUUGGGCCUGAAGUAUUCCCGGAUUUCGAUGCUUCUCGAAUUGUCAUGGAUCCUUUCCGUGCCGAUGAAACAAGUCCAUCAUCGCCAAUUUUCGCUAGGUUACAUCGCAGGGGUAGCAGUUUUUCUGCUGUUCCCGAUUUUAUGGACGAGCAUGUACCAAGCAGCGAAUCAUUGAGAAAUAUUGGUUCAAUUUCGCUUUUUGCCACACGAGCUCCGUCUAGAGACAGGAGUCACAGUAAUAGCAGCGCUGGAGGAUUUAUAAGCGAAGGGUUACCUCUGAAGAGUUUUAGCACUUUAGAUUCUGUCGGUGGUUUCGGUGAGGUAAGCACUAAAAUUCGCGAUGCCAUGAGAGAGAGAGGUCAAAUUCGAAGGAGGAAAUCUGAAGAUGUUCGGGUGGACACUUUUACCGACAGUGAUAAUGAGGGCGAAGAAGAAGAAAACUGGAAAGAUGAAUAA
Blumeria graminis f. sp. triticale is the source of this 2262-nucleotide messenger RNA. NCBI's taxonomy places the organism in Eukaryota, Fungi, Ascomycota, Leotiomycetes, Helotiales, Erysiphaceae. The record is from the annotation of a GenBank genome assembly.